AUGGCUGCCGAGCAGUGUCAUGUGAUGAUAUUCCCGUGGUUGGCGUUUGGCCAUAUGCUCCCGAUGUUCAAAUUUGGCAAGAAAUUAGCCGCUAAAGGUUUCAGAGUCUCCUUCGUGUCCACCCCCAAAAACCUGCAGAGAUUGCCCCCAAUUCCUGCAAGUUUCAUGGAGAGAUUAAGCCUGAGAGAGAUCGCGUUGCCCUCGAUACCUGGUUUGCCGGAGAAUUGCGAGGCAACUGUUGAUCUCGAGCAGCAAGAGCAAGUACAGUUCUUGAAAACGGCGUAUGACAGGAUGGCCCCGCCAUUUGAGGAGCUUCUGAGAUGGGACUUGCCGGAGUUGAUCCUCGUCGACUUUGCUUCACAUUGGGUUCCUGAAAUAGCAAACAGAUAUGGCGUGCCUACUGCGUUCCUAAGUGUAUACACUGCAGCAACAUUAGCGUACCUGGGAUCCCCCGAGGGGUUGAGAUCUGGAAACCUGCGCCCGAGCCCUGAAUACUUCACGGGCCCGCCUAGUUGGUUCGACUUCCACUCCCUGGUAGCCCACAGGCCAGAUUACGCACCGACAAUGAUGCGGAACACCCACACCCCAGAUGCAUCUGGUGUGUCCAGCGGCCAGCGCCUGUCUAGUGUCAUAGAGGGAUGCGACUUUGUCAUAGUUAGAAGCUGCAAAGAGUUCGAAAGAGAAUAUAUAGAUCUUCUCGAGAAACUCUACAAAAGGCCAGUGUUAGCUAUCGGACUACUUCCACCGAGGUUAAACACCGCCAUUCACCCCGAAACCAAUUCAUCGAGCUGGUCCGAAGCAUUCGAAUGGUUGGAUAAACAAAGACCAAAGUCUGUGGUCUUUGUCGGUUUUGGAAGUGAGUACAAGAUGCCUAUUCAUCAAAUCCACGAGUUGGCUUCUGCAUUGGAGCUUUCCCGGAUGCCUUUCCUAUGGAUUCUGAGGAAACCGGGAAUAGAUAACUCCGCCCUGUUGCCUACUGAUUUUGUUAACAGAACCUCAAACCAGGGCAGAGUUAUCCUCGGUUGGGCUCCUCAACAGAACAUACUCGCUCAUCCCGCCAUUGGCGGAUGCCUGUUCCAUUCAGGGUGGGGUACAAUAAUCGAGUCCCUUGGCUUUGGACAUCCACUCAUCCUGCUGCCAAUGGUAGCAGACCAAGGACUCAACGCUAAGCUGUUAGUCGAAAAGGAAAUAGGGUACGAAGUUCCUAGGAGAGAAGACGGCUCCUUCAGCCCGGACAUUGUAGCCAACUCAAUAAGAUUGGUAAUGGCAUCCCAAGACGGAGAAGGAAUAAGGCUGAAGGCCGCUCAAAUGGCAAACAUAUUCGGCAACCAGAAUCUCCACGACAACUACAUAGAUCAGUUCAUUCAGUAUUUCCAAUCAGAAGUUUUAACACAAUGCAGAAGAGGCUAG
This is a messenger RNA of Ipomoea triloba (trilobed morning glory), 1410 nucleotides long. Its product is annotated as putative UDP-rhamnose:rhamnosyltransferase 1. NCBI's taxonomy places the organism in Eukaryota, Viridiplantae, Streptophyta, Magnoliopsida, Solanales, Convolvulaceae. The transcript has a single exon. The coding region runs from base 1 to 1410 and encodes 469 amino acids. Gene Ontology annotation, molecular function: UDP-glycosyltransferase activity. The record is from RefSeq and is a predicted model, not a curated record.